AUGUCGACAUCGCCGGAUUCGCCCAAGUUCACUCUGCCUCGUUCCUCAUCCAAGAUGGCGAUCGGACACCUCGUCCACGACGUAGAUCUAUCCGACAAGGAUUUGAGCGACCUUGAACGGGAGCUUCAAACACGACAUCAUGAGCGCAAGUCCCUCCCAACAGAAUGGCUCAUCCCAACACGAACCCCGUCGCCCAGUGAACUCAUGUACGUUGACGAGGUGCCAGAGUCGCCAAUAUUGGAACGUCCAGCUCGACCAGUCAGCGCUGAUUCCACGUUUGACAUGUCCUUUGGCCUUCGUCGUCGCGCUGGUCAGAUCUUGCGAGAGGAUCGCCCAGCGUCAUGCUUGCCCUCCCUCCCCCACGCCGAUUUGACUCCACCGCCAGCGGUGCCUAAGGCCAAGUCCAUGAGCGCGCUCCGUGUAACUGCUGAAGAGGAAAUGGAGGUUAACCGCCUGCUCGGAAUCCAGGCGCGCUGCGCUCCAUUGUCUCCGCCGCUCCCCCUUACGCUUGCAGCUCUCGAGGACGUCAUCAACACAUCUUGCCCGUCUGUGGAGUAUGGUGGUUGUGACAAGCCUCUGGGCCCGGUACGGUCGCCGGGUUCCAAGAAUCUCACUGUGUUGGUGGAGGACUGGGAGCCGGAAUCGCCCACGCCGGUUCGGACAAUCGCUUCCCAGAACCCAAGAGGGCAGCCUCGCAAGUCGGGAAGUGCUUCUAACGACGUUGUCAACGGCGGGUCGAACGACAGCGCGGUCUCAAAGUGCAAUCUCAGUACCACUCCGACCAUUCCCUCCCGCUCAUCGAGCCUGUUCGUGGAGGGACCGCAUGGGAACUACGCAGACCAUGGAUCUCCCUCUCCAGUCACCUCACAAGAAUCCCGGCAUACGACGGCAGUCAAGCAAGCAAGCUCUAUGGACAAGGCCGUCUCUUCCCUCGCUGAGAUGUUGAAGGAUACCCUCGUUAUUGCGGAUCCGAGCGAGCGGCGCCCUUCUCCAUCCUCGAAGAGUGAUCUGGAUUUCGACUUUCCGGAAGACGCCAUGUGGUCAGACGAGGUUGUCGCUGGCAAUACGGCGUUCAACAACGAGAACGGCCACUUCGAGCAGGAGCGCCUCCUUCCAAUGGGCUCUCCGGUACUCCACGAGUCUAUGACCUGGCGGGAAGCACACGGCCUCACUGACGCCGACUGGGGUGAUGCCAACGGCGGGGGGUCUGAGAUGGACGUGGGCUCAAAAGACCCAUCGUCACCUGACCUACUCGAUAUCGAAAGUGCGUUUGGUCAGAGGAGCUCGUUCACUCCCGCCCCGCUAGGAUACGUCCACAUCGACGAAUUGUCUUUCUCAUCGGGCGCCCUGUCUCACCUAUCCUCGGGCGCACGCACCGACUCCUUUGGGUCGGUCGUCGACAGCGACAGCGACGGACAAGCGCACGACACCGACAUCGAUGGCCACAAGCCUGAGGCCUCGAUCGAGUCUGAUCCAAGCCGCGCCAUUUUGCCAUGUACGUGCUGCCCCAACCCCAGCAAAAUGUCAUUCCUUUAUAUGCACCGCGGACCACUGCCGACCAUCGCGGAGGUGAGUGACGAGGAAUCGCCAACCGCCCAGUCACGGUUCUGGAGCACGCGCGAGCAGCUGGUCAUGGCGUCGGCAACAUAG
This is a messenger RNA of Cutaneotrichosporon cavernicola, 1650 nucleotides long. RefSeq lists its product as uncharacterized. The coding region runs from base 1 to 1650 and encodes 549 amino acids. The record is from RefSeq and is a predicted model, not a curated record. The transcript has 5 exons. Lineage: Eukaryota; Fungi; Basidiomycota; Tremellomycetes; Trichosporonales; Trichosporonaceae.